This is a messenger RNA of Trifolium pratense (red clover), 1112 nucleotides long. Its product is annotated as F-box protein At4g00755-like. Bases 112 to 1047 code for a protein of 311 amino acids. The transcript is spliced from 6 exons. Lineage: Eukaryota; Viridiplantae; Streptophyta; Magnoliopsida; Fabales; Fabaceae. The record is from RefSeq and is a predicted model, not a curated record. Gene Ontology annotation, molecular function: protein binding.
CUGGAAUUGAAGAAGGGUAACAAAGAUAAAGCAUUGCAUGGCCUAAAGCAUAGCAGAGAAGGGAAGAUGAUCGUUUCCACUGAUUUUAGUCUCUGAUACUUGAGAACCAACAUGGAUUUUAUCCAAUGUCUCGGACCUGACUUGUCAAUAAAGGUUUUCUCCUGUUUGGAUAAUCCUGGUGACCUUGUUCGUGCCUCAGCUGUUUGUAGUUCUUGGGAACAUUUUGUUAUUGAGAAUGGCCUCUGCAAGCAACUAUGCUUGAAAAUGAUUCCUGAGGUAUCUGGUGUUGUUCCUAGAAUUGAAAGAUUCGUGAUUGAACCUGAUAGGGACAUGCGUUACCAUUAUUAUACAAAAUGGGGGUGUCUUAAGAAAAAUCAUAAACUCUAUGCGAACCUAGCUUUUGGUUUCACUCCUAGGAAGAACAAUUGCAUGUCACAUUGCAUGGAAGUAUCAUUAUUAUGCCAAUCAUAUGAGGCUUUAGUGUAUCGGCUGUGUUCAAAUUUAUGUCUUGUUACGGAUAUUAAUGUCCAACCAUUCCUAGCAUAUUAUGGUAAUGGCUUGCACUUGUAUUCAACUAAGGCUGUCCGAUUUAGAUUGGGUUAUCGGAGACGUGGCAAGGAAAUAGAAUCAAUGACUGGCUUAGAUAUGCUUCGUAAAAGAAAAACUACUGGCUUAGAUAAGUCGUUGACUUUUGGUGAGAAAUUCAGAUGGACAUAUACUUCACCGAUAUUUCCAAUGUCUCAGGAAAAUAAGUUGCAAACAUUCAAGCUACCUAAACCUGUUCUGUGUAUUGGAGGUGUUUUGCUAGUGGAGCUGUUUGGUACAGGUCAAAAAGAAAAAGUGGAUAAUUUUUACAACUCAGGGAUUACAUGGUGGUAUAGUUGUGCCUCCCAUGUUGAAGUUGUUGCACGGACAGUAAUUUCUCCAGAAUUUACUGUGAGGGUUCAUCAAUUUGGAAGGUACAACUUAUUAUAUUUCCCUCACGAGCACGAGGAACGGGAGUGUAAUUGCUUGUUUUUGGGGGAGCCGAGAGCCUCAAAUAAUUAGUACUUCGGGAACAUAAUUUUAAAUUGCAUUAUUGAUUACUAUUGACUCUUUUUUGGUGAACAUUA